AUGAGCUCCCAAGGUAAUAUUGCCAACUCUAUUGAAGCACCACAACUGCCCAUUCCCGGCCAAACCAAUGGGUCUUCAAAUGUUAAUGUUGGCGGAACUGGGCUGAAUACUGGUGUCCCUGGUGGUCUUCAAGGCCAAAAGACUGGAAUGGAUCUUUAUUUUGACCAAGCUUUGAACUACAUGGGGGAACACCCUGUUAUAACAGGUUUCGGAGCCUUUUUAACUUUAUAUUUCACAGCUGGUGCAUACAAAUCGAUAUCGAAGGGACUUAACGGUGGUAAGUCCGCUAGUGCCUUUCUGAAAGGUGGAUUCGAUCCAAAGAUGAAUUCGAAAGAGGCUUUGCAGAUCUUGAAUUUAACAGAAAAUACAUUGUCCAAGAAGAAGUUGAAAGAAGUUCAUAGAAAAAUCAUGUUAGCUAAUCAUCCAGAUAAGGGCGGUUCUCCAUUUUUGGCUACUAAAAUAAACGAAGCUAAGGAUUUUUUGGAGAAAAGGGGUAUAAGUAAAUGA
Saccharomyces kudriavzevii IFO 1802 is the source of this 507-nucleotide messenger RNA. RefSeq names its product Pam18p (gene PAM18). Gene Ontology annotation, molecular function: ATPase activator activity. The transcript has a single exon. Gene Ontology annotation, biological process: protein import into mitochondrial matrix. Bases 1 to 507 code for a protein of 168 amino acids. The record is from RefSeq and is a predicted model, not a curated record. NCBI's taxonomy places the organism in Eukaryota, Fungi, Ascomycota, Saccharomycetes, Saccharomycetales, Saccharomycetaceae. Gene Ontology annotation, cellular component: PAM complex, Tim23 associated import motor.